GUUGACCUAGCAACCGUUUGUUUACAACCUGUCCUUGAGUUCAUUCAUUGCAGACAAGACGGGCAACAUUGUUGCAACUUUUGACACGAACCAGUGUUUCACACCGCACAGUAAAGACUGAGAGAAUUGCAGUGGAGAAAUGUCUAGGUUGAUGGACCCUCCGCCCAAGUUCCUGCCACCAGAAUGGAGGCUUGUAAACCAAAUACAUUAUGGGAAUGCGGAGGCUGAGCGUUCACGCUCUGUGCGACUCACGGCUGAGAGUAAGAGGCUGAUAGAGGAGAGUGGCAUGGCAGCCAAACGCAUGCAACAGGAUGCCAACAAGAGACUGGAGCAGAGAAUCCAUGACAUCAAAUUCUGGAGGACAGAGCUGGACCAGAAGUUGGAAGAGGUUGUCCAGGAGAUUGAGGUGCUGAUAUCCUAUAAAAGCCGGGUGGAGAGAGCCUUGGAGAGCUGUGCCGAGCCCCUCAGAGUUGCCCUGCAGUGCCUGACUGAACGGCAGAGGCGUGUUUCCAUUGACCUGGUACAUGACGACGUGGAGCGGGAACUGAUGAAGGAAAGGGAGGUGAUCGAGGGAGUGGCAUCCCUGCUGAACCGCACCCUGGAGCAGACCAAUGAACAGAUCAGACUGAACCGCUCUGCAAAGUACUACCUAGAGAAGGACCUACGGGACAAGUUCCAAGCAGAGCAGAUUGAUGGUUUCUGCUCCAUCCUCACAAGCACCUCCCCGAAUAUUGACAACGCGACAAGUCAGACAUCGCUCGCAGCACCAGGUGCCACUGUGACACCAGAGGAGUGGGAGACCUUCUCCAACAUCAACAUCCUCAAAGCAGAGCGCGAGAAGAACAACUCCCUGUCGCUGAGGGCUCUGGUGGACAGCCUCCUGGAGCAGACGGCUGCUGACAUGCGCAGGCAGCACAAGGCUAUGGGCACUGCCCUCCGGCUGCAGGUCCAGGAGACCAAGGCAGCCAAAGGACAACUAGAGGACCACUUGGUAAAGGUUCUGUCAGAGGUGGCCAGCCAGGAGUGUAACCUGGAGGCCCUGCGCGUGGCCAUCGACGACAAAGCAGGUCCCCUGAAGGUGGCCCAGACGCGGCUGUCCGCCCGCAGCCAGAGACCCAGCAUCGAGCUCUGCCAUGACCCGGCCCAGGUCCGCCUGCUCUCAGAGGUCCAGGAGCUCACUGCACACAUCAAGAGACUGCGAGAGGCCCAGGCCCAGUCGGAGAUGGAGCUGCUGGCCCUGACCCGCUCCCAGCUGAUCCUGGAAGAGGAGAUCCAGGUCAAGUCCCACUCUCUCUACAUCGACGAGGUCAUCUGCACCCAGCUCCGCCAGCCCAUCUCCAUCCACAGCUUCUGAAUACCACUCCCACCAUGACAAGCCUGCUCCCUGAUCUCUUUGUGCUGUCUUGCAUCAACAGAUCUGGGACAAGCCUAGACCAUGGCCACAGUGGGGCUCUUUAGAUUAUGCUGACAUACCCAGGCCAGCAUUUUACAUUUGACUGAUAAAUAAAAUAUGAGGUAUACAUUGUGAUGGAAAGUUGGAGUGCUUGUAUUGUUUGCAUCAAUUUUAAUACAAUAUUUGGGUUUGAAGAAAAGCAAGA
Messenger RNA from Oncorhynchus kisutch (coho salmon), 1598 nucleotides. Its product is annotated as tektin-1. The transcript is spliced from 8 exons. NCBI's taxonomy places the organism in Eukaryota, Metazoa, Chordata, Actinopteri, Salmoniformes, Salmonidae. Gene Ontology annotation, biological process: cilium assembly; cilium movement involved in cell motility. Gene Ontology annotation, cellular component: microtubule cytoskeleton; nucleus. Bases 140 to 1354 code for a protein of 404 amino acids. The record is from RefSeq and is a predicted model, not a curated record.